Molecule: messenger RNA, 1020 nt
Organism: Suillus fuscotomentosus
Lineage: Eukaryota; Fungi; Basidiomycota; Agaricomycetes; Boletales; Suillaceae
Exons: 3
Coding region: 1-1020 (339 amino acids)
Biological process (GO): DNA strand invasion; double-strand break repair via homologous recombination
Cellular component (GO): centrosome; replication fork; Rad51B-Rad51C-Rad51D-XRCC2 complex
Molecular function (GO): four-way junction DNA binding
Source: RefSeq, a predicted model, not a curated record
AUGGCUUCCUUGCUAAACGAGAUUCCUCGAGAGUCCCUUCAAAAUUUACUUUCCUCCGUAAGGGUAUACGCUCCACCUCACAUCUCAGCGCCUGCACCGCUGCUUUCAUCCCUCAGCCGCGGAAAUGUUAUAGAGGUUCAGGGUCCUGCUUCAUCAGGGAAAACCCAUCUCUUGUAUCAUUUCGUACUGCUCUGCAUUGCUCCGUCAAGGCAAAUGUCCAUCGACUUUGGGGGGAAUGGAUUGGCUGCAGUCAUCUAUGACACAGAUGCAUCGUUUGAUGUCGCAAGACUCCAUCAGUUGCUAUUGGCCCGUUUGUCGCUUUUUCUCCCUUACAACAUCGAGAUGGCACGACGUUUAACUGAGGAAUCGCUGCAACGUCUACAUGUCUUUCGGCCAACUUCGCUCCUCCAACUCGCCACCAGUCUUUUACAUCUUCCAUCGUAUCACAAGAUCUCCAUACCAGAACACGAAAUAGGCCUUCUUGCCGUGGAUUCAAUGAGCUCAUUUUAUUGGACCGACCGUUUCAUCGCGGAGCAGAUGCGCAACGUGACCCAAAGGGAACCAGAGCCUUCAUCAGUGAACCCACUCCAGCAUGUGCUCACGGCACUUGGUCGACUUCGCUUGUCUCAUGCCCCUUUCAUCAUAUUGACCAAUUGGGGUCUGAAUCUCACCUCGCAAUCCAGUGGACCGGUGACGUUCUACAAGCAGCACUUACAUUCAUUCCCUGUUUACUCUGAAAACCUUGACACGAGCGCUCUGCCCAGUUCGAUGACGGGCGAUCUUCCACCAACGCCCAUGCCGCUUCCCCUUACGCACCACGUCACCUUAUUCCCGGUAUCAAUACCUCCUUUUGCCCCAGAGAUUUCCCUGGGUGAUGCCAUCCAACAGGAAGUAGAUUAUCGUAGAAGUAUGGUACAAAAGGGGGAAAUUACGGGUCUUGUCAGGACUACGGGAAGGGAUGAGAUUACCCGUUUGACUCUUUGCAUCACACCCGAAAACGUUCAUAUCAGACACUCAUGA